CAUUUCUUUGGCAGGAGCGACACUCGCGCGCUCCCGUUCGUUCGCCAUAGAAAACAAAGCUAUCCGUGCGCUUCCAUUACAGCUAGCGAGGCAAAUACAGCACAUCUCUUUCGCACUCUCUGCAUUAAAACCCAAGAUGGGUUUGCAGCUCAUCUGAGGGCCUUUAAUAGAGAGGCCUGUUUUGAGGUCGAUGAGACGGACGGACGUUCAGCCGACGUCAACGAAACUGUGCUUUCAUUUUUUGCGGACCGCUUUUGUUUCUUAGCGCGGCUAGCAGCAAAGCUCCGAUCUUUGUAUUUACCGUCGCGAGCCGCUGAAGGAAAACCCAUCGCCAUGUUGUUAUCGGAACGGGCUCAGUGAAGAAGGCGACACCGCGAGCGCGUGGAGGAGAUCAUCUCGUCGUUUGAGCCAAACCUGUGCCGAACCUGAGCCCUCGACCGCCGACUGCCUGACUGACUGACUGACAUGGCGGAGCAGAGCUACUCAUGGGCGUAUUCCCUUGUCGACUCCAGCCAGGUGUCAACUUUCCUCAUCUCCAUCCUCCUCAUUGUCUAUGGCAGUUUCAGGUCAUUAAACAUGGACUGUGAGAACCAGGAGAAGGAUAAGGAUGGAAACCCCACCACUAAUGGCACCUUCAACAAUGGCAACUCUAACAACAGCAUUCAGACAAUAGACUCCACACAGGCGCUGUUCCUGCCCAUUGGAGCCUCCGUGUCUUUGCUCGUCAUGUUCUUCUUCUUUGACUCGGUUCAAGUGGUGUUCACCAUAUGCACUGCAGUUCUAGCGACCAUCGCAUUUGCGUUUCUCCUGUUGCCGAUGUGCCAGUAUCUGACCAGGCCUUGCUCCCCACAGAACAAGAUCUCGUUCGGCUGCUGUGGCCGCUUCACGCUGGCGGAGUUGCUCUCCUUCUCCCUGUCUGUCAUGCUGGUUCUCAUCUGGGUGUUGACGGGACACUGGCUCCUAAUGGACGCUCUCGCCAUGGGUCUCUGCGUGGCCAUGAUUGCAUUCGUGAGGCUGCCUAGUCUGAAGGUGUCAUGCCUGUUGCUCUCAGGCCUGCUCAUCUAUGAUGUGUUCUGGGUUUUCUUCUCCGCCUACAUCUUCAACAGUAAUGUGAUGGUGAAGGUGGCCACGCAGCCCGCCGACAACCCCCUCGACGUUCUCUCCCGCAAACUGCAUCUGGGUCCCGGCAUGGGACGGGACGUCCCCCGUCUCUCUCUCCCCGGCAAGCUGGUGUUCCCGAGCUCAACGGGCAGCCACUUCUCAAUGCUGGGCAUCGGUGACAUAGUCAUGCCGGGAUUGCUCCUGUGUUUUGUGCUGCGAUAUGACAACUAUAAGAAACAGGCCAACGGAGAAGUACCCGGCCAGGCGAACAUGUCCGGUCGCAUGCAGCGGGUUUCCUACUUCCACUGCACUCUGAUUGGUUACUUUGUUGGUCUGUUGACCGCCACCGUGGCCUCUCGUAUUCAUCGCGCGGCUCAGCCUGCCCUCCUGUAUCUGGUGCCCUUCACUCUGCUGCCUCUGCUCACCAUGGCCUACCUGAAGGGGGACCUACGGCGCAUGUGGUCCGAGCCUUUCCACGCCAAGGCCAGCAGUUCCCGGUUCUUGGAGGUAUGAUGCUCCUCCAACCAGCACAGAUUCCCGCCCGCCCGCCACCCACCGGAGUGAAAGAGAGAGAGAGAGGUCUGAAGAGAGGAACUAAUCUCGUCUUCUCAUCAUCCCUCAUUCCUGUUGUCAUCCUCCAGCCAGUGGAUGAACAGACGUACGCGGACUUCACUGCCAGAUGGAUUCACGCGCUCCUCACGUCCUCGGAUUUUUCAUUCCUUCGCUUCUCUCCAUCCUGUGUCUGAUCCAAUCCAUCGCUGGUUUCCGCUACCUCUUUCUUUUCUGGUUCCAUUCCAUCUCUUUUGAUUUUGUUUUUCUCCAUCAUCGCCGCUGUUCUGCACAGCUACACCGUAACGGAUCAGUUGUUCGGCAGACGUGACCGGAGCCGCUUUUCCAUUUUUACAGCUCGGCACCGUUGCGGAUUUACAGACCGAGAUGCGUUCGUUCCCGCUCUAAACGAACAUUGGACGAGGAACGUGGAUUCUGCCGCAGCGCGCGGCCUACGAUGACCCAGUAAGGGACCAGCACACAGUAGAGGACAACCCCUACUCCUCUUUUCUUUCUCUCUUUCUCUUUCUGAUAAAACCCCGCCUGCAUCCAUCUCCACCUUUCCCCUAACAGUCCCUUACCCUUUGCAGAAACGUGUAUUUUAUUUAGAAAGAUUUUAUUCUUGGCAUAUACAGAAAUGAUGCAUUAUAAAUUGUCAGGGUGUUCUGCCCUAUGUAUAUAUGUGUACACAUGUAUUAGGGGUUAUCAUGUUGAGAAGCAAGCGUGUGCGUGCGUGUGUGUGUGUGUUUGUAUGUGUGUGUGAAUAAGAGAUUGAACUACAUGAAUAUUUUUGUCUGUCUUUUUGAUCUCAGUGGAGUCGUAUCCGAUGAAAGGAAAGGCAAUGGCACUGAUGGGACAUGUUUUUGUUUUCCCCCCAUAAAUGGGUUUUUGUUUAAGCUAAGGCCACUUUUUUGACAUCUUUUAAGAGACACAUUGGGCCCAUUUAUGACACACUUCUGUGCGUAUCCCUCGUAAAUCAUUUCCUCUGUAAUUGUGUCAUUGAAUUAAAUGUGACGGUUUGCGUAAGAAUGGUUUACGUGCGAAACACAGAGUGCACUUGAAUGAGGCCCAUUGAGAGCCGAAAAAGAGCUGACGCAUACAAGGCUCGACCGUUGAAUAAAGGGUGUGCGAUUAGGGUGAUGUAUAUGGAUGAAUGUAUAGCGAAUAACUCCAUGGGGUCUGGAGGUGGAACUUCGUCAUGCCCCCUGGAUAAAAUCUUUAAAGAUUGUACUAAAAUCAUUGGACUUUUAAACAGGCCAAACUAUUUCGCGUUAGUAUUUCAAGCAUUAAUAUUUUAGUUUGUAGCCAUUCCUUCGAGACGAUUUGAUCUACGACAGUUAAACUGGAACUGAGAAUGUGUCGCGUGAUCGAGUGAGCGUGCGUGCGUGUGUGUGACGUUGUAGAAAAUAAUGCAUUUUGCUGGCUCAGUCUGUUUGCUUUUUUUUACCUGUUGUUACCUGUUUUUUAAUCUGUUAGCUGUCUGGCCUUGCAUGUCAAUUGUACAGCGUGUCGUUCUUUAAAGCUGCGUUUCCAGGGCAACCGCGAUAGUGCGACACUCUGAAACUGAGAGACACAGACAGGAUCGUGGACGAAGAGUCGCACAAGAGAUUUAAUCAAACGAGGAGACGCAGCCGGGGCAACGAGACUUGGAGCGUUUGUACCCCGGGGCCGGGAUUUUGGAUGUGCACCUAACAAACACUGUAGUGCGUUGCCCGAAUCUUCAGUAUGAACAUUUUAUCGGAAGUGGGAUAUGGUUAACCCGAGCAUCAUGGACAUCAUCUUACCCACAAUCCCGUUCACCAUAUAGACGUUACGAAAUAAAGAAGAAUGAUGAUCAUGGUGGUUGCAUUGAAAAUAAACACAGAUGUCCUUUUUUUAUGAAAAAUUUUGUUUGUUUGUUUUGGGUUUAUUUUUUUUUUAAUCCCAUCAUUUGUAUUUCCUCACUUUUUAUUUGUGGAGUUUCGUUUUGUAUCUUCUCCAUCAUUCUCCCUGCCUGCAGAGGGCGCUAAGCUCUGGGCUAUCAACAUUAGCAGCCAAAAGGGUUCUGUAUAAAAAAGAUUUUUUUGAAUAAAUAAAUUAAAAGUGUAGUGAAAUGUGGAUCCAAAUGAGCUGUACGAAAGCAUUGCAGCUCUCCUAACCUUAUCUUUCUUCUCUUUAGUCAGGAUUCUGCUGUAAAUAAACAUGACUCUAACUGUA
Paramisgurnus dabryanus is the source of this 3846-nucleotide messenger RNA. It is a transcript of the gene sppl3, whose product is annotated as signal peptide peptidase 3. The record is from RefSeq and is a predicted model, not a curated record. Gene Ontology annotation, cellular component: lumenal side of endoplasmic reticulum membrane; cytoplasmic side of endoplasmic reticulum membrane; Golgi-associated vesicle membrane. Gene Ontology annotation, molecular function: aspartic endopeptidase activity, intramembrane cleaving. Gene Ontology annotation, biological process: membrane protein proteolysis. NCBI's taxonomy places the organism in Eukaryota, Metazoa, Chordata, Actinopteri, Cypriniformes, Cobitidae.